Messenger RNA from Rotaria socialis, 267 nucleotides. The record is from the annotation of a GenBank genome assembly. Lineage: Eukaryota; Metazoa; Rotifera; Eurotatoria; Philodinida; Philodinidae.
AUGGCAGUAAAUAAUACGAAUCAUACUAUGAAUUUUUCCUCUCAAAAAACUCGUUCAUUGACAGGCGCAUUCCCUCAAAAUUCCAUAUCAUUAUCAUCACCAAAUAGUCCCAGUAAUUCUGGAAAUCUUAAUAGUAGCUUAUCUCAUGGUCGCCAAUUAUGGAAUAUGGCUGUCGAAAAUAUUCAUGAACGUGAAAAAACUCCCCCGACAUCGUCAUCAUCAGUCGUUAACGAUCCAAUUGGUUGGUGCAAUUUAACGAAGCGGUAA